Cryptococcus wingfieldii CBS 7118 is the source of this 2412-nucleotide messenger RNA. RefSeq lists its product as hypothetical. NCBI's taxonomy places the organism in Eukaryota, Fungi, Basidiomycota, Tremellomycetes, Tremellales, Cryptococcaceae. The transcript has 7 exons. The record is from RefSeq and is a predicted model, not a curated record. Bases 1 to 2412 code for a protein of 803 amino acids.
AUGCCCACCCGUCCCGCCCACCUCGCCACCUUUGUCUUCGACUCGGCCCUUCCGCUGCCCCAGUACUCCAAGCUCAUACAGCCCCAGGGCCCUAUCCACAAGCUCAUACAGCGUCUCAUCGAAAAGCAUGGCGGGGAAGAACACUUGUCGGUGUCCAUGCUCGUCACCCCCGGAGACCAGGUCAAGACCGGCUCAAAGAGACCUGGAAAGGUGUACAGAGAGGAGUUUAGGUCGCCAUCGGCAUUCUUGACAUCUCUCCCCAAGCUUGGGGCUCUCUUUGCGACGAAGGCAUCGCGCAGCCUGCAGUGGCCAGGUUUCGGUCAAAAGACCAAGGCGGACUCGUUGCGGGAGAAGAAGAGAAAGAGGCUCGAGGAGAGUGCUCUUUUGAAUGCCGUCGUGGGUGGCUUGGAGCUACUGCAACGGCCUCAACCCGACCGCCGACAUCUUCCUUCAAAGACAUUCAUCUCCCUCACCCCGUCAUCCGCAAGUCCUUUCCUCGAUUCCGCCUGCACCUCUUCUUCGUCGCAGACAAAGCCUCUCCCACCCUCACAGAGGUACAUGGUGGUCAUAACUUCCGGCACUCCCUCGCGCGAAGACCAAAAGCCCGUAGAAGAAGACACCGAGGCCGUGCUGGUCGAUGCCAACUGGGAUCCUACCUGGGACGGACAAGGUUGGAAUGAUGUAGCAGAGGCCUUAAAGGUGGGAGAUGUAAGGUGCUCGACCGUCGCGUUAGAUACACACUGUCAACUGGCUAUCAAAGUGAAGCAGUUAUGUCAAGAGGAAAAGAAGGUAUGGUUCUCUAUCCCUGUGGGUAUGGACAUCCAUCUGUCUGGAUUCGCUAUCGAGAGUCAUGAACCCACCAUACCACCCCCCCAACCGACAGUCCAAGAACCCCAACCACAACCUCCAAUUAUCCCUCAGCAACCUCCCGCUACCAAUCCACCAGCUUCCGCCCCGAGCGGCAUCUUCAAUCAGGCCAACCUCGCCAAGAUGGACCCCCAGAUGAUAAACUCCAUGCUCACCACCAUCCGAGCCCAAUCUCAACAACCAAACGCAAGGCAAGAUCACAGGGUGCAGCAAAUCAUUACAAUGCUAGAGUACCAGCUCAGAACUUCUGCUGCCAAAGCGGCACAGGGGCAGGGGAAUGCAGCGGGGCCCUCCCAGGGGCAGGCGGACGUCAAAGUGGCGGGACCAGGGGAGAGUGUCAUGCUGGCGAUUCAGCAACAGAGGGAAAAGCAGGCGCAGCUGCAGCAAGCUAUGCAAUCCAUGGCUCCUGCUGCCACUGCUGCUGCCCCUCCAGCCCCGGGGCCGCCUCGGGGACAGCUGGUGUGGUCUGGUGCUAUAACUUGGGGCAACCCUACCAGUGGUGGAUCCAUCCCCGUGGAUGUCAUGAUUGUAGGAAGCAGCAAUACUGAUUCCAUAUACGUCAACAAAUGGCCCAAAGAACUUCUCAUCCGGACCCUGGCGCCAAUUGACCUACAAGUCAUCUCCUCCUAUGCUCGCGCGAAUAGCACACCCAUCGUCAACAUUGCUCCUUCAGACAAGGGCGGACUUGUCAAUGAUCCUAGCUAUCGACAGAAGUAUACCCAGCUAGGGAUCAAUCUGGGAACGAACAAGAGGGUGGCGCUGGUAGAGUUUCCAGGCAUGCAGGAUAGGGGCAUCGUCAUCUUUCCGGCACCACUGAACAGCGGAGAAAAGGCAUUCAGGUUAAUGGGGCUGAUAUGCAUGGCCACGCCAUUCCCCCAACUCCCGCGAGCUGCACCUGCAACUGUACCACCCCAACGCGCCCCUUCGGGCUCCACCAACAUUCCCAACCAGCCCCUACCCCAAACAGCGUUUCGCCCUUCGACCGUGCAGCCAUCGGCUUCAAUGUUGAACAAGAUCAGCGGGGGCACGGCGAAUAGUGGUGUUGGAGGGCAUCAAGCGCAACAGAGUCAACAAAUCAACAUGUUGAUGCAGCAAGCCCAGGCGCGUCAAUCACAGGUCGCCGCCACCCUCGCCCAGACCCAAUCCCAAAACAACCCUGCGAAUGCGCCUGUACAGAAUCGCAACCUGUCAGAGUCGGCCCAGCCCCAAAGCAGAGAGUUUAUUCAGGCCCAGUAUCAGCAGCUUGUUGGGUUUGCCCAGAAAAUAGGCUUGACCAUCCAGCCUCAAGAUCCAGCGACAGUGACACCACAAAAGUUGCAGGAGCUUAUGGCGGGGCUGAGGCAAGCCGACGCAAAGAUAAAGCAGAACAAGCUGCUGCAGCAACAGCAGCAGAUGGGUGGAGGUGGGCAGCAGGGCCAAGGGCAAGGGUCAAGCCAGAUGUCACAAGCCCAGGUGGCAGCACAGAUGGCGAGGAUGCAGCAGAUGAUGCAGCAGCAGCAACAGCAGGGUGGGUCGGGGAUGGGGAUGAGGGGGUUUGGGCAGUGA